This is a messenger RNA of Brenthis ino (lesser marbled fritillary), 1149 nucleotides long. The record is from the annotation of a GenBank genome assembly. Lineage: Eukaryota; Metazoa; Arthropoda; Insecta; Lepidoptera; Nymphalidae.
AUGUAUUUCUUAUCGCACACGCUGAGAGUAUGUUACUUCUCAAUCUUACUUGAGCUACUACAUGGUUAUCUAUUAUUUGCUGCGAAUUUAGAAGAUUUCCAUACAAUUGCUAAGAAAUUAGUGCCCGCACAGUUUGUCGAUUCUUUAGCCAAAAUUGCUGCAAACCCUUCUCCACGAGAUAGAGAUUACGAUUAUGAAGAUGCUAACAAAUAUGAAAAACAACACGAAAUCAAUGAUAAAAAAAACAAUAAACACAUACAAAGUGGGCAAAAAGGAUUCAAAUUUAGCAAAAUUCGCUUAGACAAUGAUGCUACGAUAGAUUUUGAAGAACUAGUGGAAAGAGUGAAGAAACGUCUAGAAAAGGAACUGCGAGAAAAAUAUUCUAAAUAUAAACAAACUAAAUUCAAUAACUUUGAGAAGAGACGAGAAACUACUAAAGCGGAAAUAGAUUAUAUAAAUUCUCAGAAACAAACUCAACAAGAAUCACAUGAAAGAUCUGAAUAUAUAGAAGAAAUGACAGACAGACCGACAAAACGUGACUCUAAUGUACAUAUAACAGUUAACACAGAGAAAUAUGAAUACGCAGAUGCUUUAAAAACUACAUAUAAUAAAAACAAAAGGAUACACAAAGAUAAAAUUAAUGCAAAACAUGAAAAAGAUUAUGAUGAAUUCAAAAAAAUUGAAAUGAUGGAAAAAGGUAGCUACGAAGACUAUGAACCACCAGUGAAAGAUGCUAAUGUAUAUUCUAGCAACGAAAACAAGAGAUUUAAAAUAAAGCAAAGUUUGAAAUUUAGCAAAAAUCCACCAAAACCUAAAAUAUUUGAAGAUAGACCAAUAAUUGAGGAAAAAUCUAAAAUUAAUAAACCAAAUUAUGAUGACGAUGAGAUUGAAGAGGUUAAAGCUCGAACUGAAAAUAUAGCUGACGAUGAUAUAUCAACAGAGAAAUCUAACGUGAAGAAAAAAUCGCAUUUAAGUACUUUUAUACCAACACGUGAAAGAUAUACAAUGAUCACACCUAAUUAUGUUUCACCGAAGCCAGCUGAAAGGUACGAUUUUGAUGAGCCUCUCCCAGAAAAAGAUAGGGAAAGAGAACAUUUGAAGUACUUCGGCAAUCCACCGGCGAAAAUCAAUAAAAAAGUUCGCUUGAUA